AUGUAUUGGCAUCAACGCAAUAGACAUCUUAAUGUUGUACCCUAUUCCGUGUCUCGUAUACUCAAAAACCCAUGCAUCAACCUUUAUGACAGCAAGAAUUUCCAGCAUUCCAAGCAUCACUUGGAGAAUCCUCGGCAGUUCAUUGGUUCUUGUAACGGAUUGCUCUGCUUCCUUUUGCCUUCUGAAACAUUGGCACAAACUGAUGAGCUCUGUUUCUGGAACCCUGCCACCAGAACAACAUCUAAAAAAUUAGGGUCGUCGUUAUGUUAUAGCAACUGGCCUGAUUUAGGCUUUUUUCACUUCACGUUUGGUUAUGAUGCUUCAACGAGAACAUAUAAGGUUGUUGCGUUUCGUGCUAGUGAGACCGGAGGUUCAUGGAAAAGCGAGGUUAAAGUGUUUAGUGUAGGUGAUAGUUGUUGGAGAAAUAUUCAGAGCUUUCCUAUGGUUCCUUUUAAUUGGUUGGAUAUUCCUUAUAGACGUCUUAAUGAUGGUGUUCAUUUCAAUGGCACCGUUAAUUGGUUGACUCUUGACGAGUCUAUUACACAUGUUGAGAAAUUUGGGAUCGUCUCUCUAGACCUUUCCACGGAGACAUACAAGCAGUUUCUGCUGCCUCCAGGUUUUGAUGAUGUGCCAUUUUUUCAUCCGGUUCUUAGGGUUCUGAUGGACAGUCUUUGUUUUUCUCAUGAUUCCAAUAAAACUGAAUUUGUUUUAUGGCAAAUGAAACAGUAUGGAGUUCAAGAGUCUUGGAAGCAAUUAUUUAAGUUUAGCUUCCAGAAUCUUAACGUCCAUAAUAUCGAUUAUGGUUUUCCAUUAGUGUGUCUUUAUGUGAAUGGUGAUAUGGGAAUUUUUACAGAUAAACUUCGUAAUCGAGCAUUUAUCUAUAAUUUAAAAGAUAAAACAGUAAAGAGCAUUACAAGUAUAAAUAGCAAUUGGUCCGUUGACAAAGCAAUGGAGUAUGUGGAAAGUUUAGUUUCAGUUGGUUGA
Messenger RNA from Trifolium pratense (red clover), 984 nucleotides. Its product is annotated as F-box/kelch-repeat protein At3g23880-like. The coding region runs from base 1 to 984 and encodes 327 amino acids. Lineage: Eukaryota; Viridiplantae; Streptophyta; Magnoliopsida; Fabales; Fabaceae. The transcript has a single exon. The record is from RefSeq and is a predicted model, not a curated record.